AUGUUAAAAGCAAACAAAAAGAAGAUUGACGAAAAUCGCAUGAAAAUGAAUCGUUCUCCUAUUCCAUGCCAGGCAAUGCUUGAUGUCAUGAAUUCCACUGUUAAUAUUACAUAUAAGACACUAUUGUCUAAUACCGUAGAUGUAAUUGGGAACCCAAGAGAGGUGGCAACCGCUGAGGUAAUAGACAUUAUUAUUAAAGAGGUUAAAAAAGAUCCACAAUUAGAUUACAUUGAUCUUACUAGUGAAUUGAAUUCUAUUCAUGAGUCACUAAUUCCUGUAACAACAGUGCCAGUGUACAAAGAAAAGAUUAAAGAAUUAGUUACUCCACCAAUUCUUAUUAAAUUAGAUAGAGUGCUCUAUAAUCAGAAUUCAUCAUGCAUUAAAUCAAUAGUGGAAUACCUUUCUGGCAUUUUUCUAUUAAGCGUUAUUAAAACUGGAAAUGUAACAUCGUCCCAUAUUGAAAAAAGGCUUAAGAAUUUUCUUACAACAGACAAAUUGCCUAUUCCAGAGUUCACCCCAGAGGAGUUCCAACAAUUAUAUGACAUCAUAAAGGCACAGAUUGACAGAGGAGACCUGGAUCCUAACGACCUUAUAUCAUAA
This is a messenger RNA of Parnassius apollo (apollo), 600 nucleotides long. The record is from the annotation of a GenBank genome assembly. Lineage: Eukaryota; Metazoa; Arthropoda; Insecta; Lepidoptera; Papilionidae.